UGUGUGAGUUUACCGACCCGGAUGAUUGCGAAACCAAAGUUUUAGGUGUAGGGUUUCGCCUACAUAAUGGUGGCUUCCUAUCUCACGGCCCGUGAUAAUGAAGGCAGGAACCUCUACAGAAAGAUAUAAGACAUCAUAAUGAGGUAUGAGGCUAAAUAUAUCACUGGAUUACACUGGCCGACACAAAGCAGGAAAGUAUUGGACUAUUUAGUGUAAUUAUUGUACAGAAACGAGACGGGACACAUCAAGAGAUCAUUUUGAUCUUCGGCAUAAAAACUAAGACAACAUUCGGACACUGGAACUAUUUUCGUCUGUGGGAUAGGUGCAAUUAUGGAGCUGUCACAAAACGCAAAGGCGUUUUCUAUUCAGUCUUUGAUAGCGACUUCCUCCGAGAUUGACAAAGACGAUCGAGACCGCCGCCAAACGGCUGAAAUCUACAGCCACUCGUCCGGGCUGAAGCCACUAGGUACGGGGUCAGUAGAUACGGAGUCUUAUAACGGCGGCCCCGCCGGCCCCAGUGAAUCCACGCUAUCGGAUUCCACGGAUAAGUCUCUCGUUCACCGAACUGCCUCGCUCUUGCGGGGAAUCUCGAUGCACGACGACGUGGAGGGUGGGUUGGCGGGAGCUCAUCCCCCGUCGUCGCCGCCGGUUGCCCGCCAGGGUUUCCCCUUGACCAAUCUCAAUAUCGUCGGCCAGCGGUCGGUCCGUCCGAAGGUUAGAUGUACGGGCGACUUGUACCCCGACGAAGGGAUCUCCGGCUCGGGCAGCAAGCAGAAGGCAGGGAUCGGCUGGUACCCCGAUGAGAGCCACGGACGUCCCUUGGAACGACGAUUUCUCCUCGGUGCGGACUACAUGCUGACAGAUCUCCCGUGUCCCGUCCAACAUCCCUCCAUCAAAGACGUGGAUCCCACACCGGGAAAAGACGGCAUGGAGUCUGUUGACAUGGAGACCGCUGACCAGCCUAUCUCCAAAUGCGUGGAUGGUAUCCAGGUUACCUUGGAGAACUCCAAACUCUGGAAAAUGUUCAACAAAUGCGGUACCGAAAUGAUCGUUAAUCGUAUCGGGAGACGCAUGUUCCCUUGUGUCGUGAUUACAAUGCUGGGUAUGGACCCCACGACCCUGUAUCGCGUACAGAUGGAACUGGACGCCAGCGAUCGUCGUCGCUACAAGUUCAUCAAUGGCAAGUGGGUGCCAGUAGGCAAGGCAGACGCCGAGCCCCCUAACAAGCUCUUUGAACACCCUGACUCGCCUAGCUUAGGGGCUUUCUGGAUGCAGGACAGAGUAUCCUUCGCUAAACUCAAGAUAACCAACAACAAGGAAACUGGAGGGACAAACACUGUCCUCCAUUCGAUGCACAGAUACACUCCGCGCAUCAUUAUAACCCAGCUCAGAUGUUCAUCGGCCAACGUGAGGGGUAUUGCGGCGCCUUGCUCCGACCCCAACCUGCCGACAGAGGGCGGUGUUCCCCACUACCGUCAGCUGCCGGCUGCUGUUGGCGGCAGCCGCCCAUCAUGCUUCGAAUUUGAGGAGACUGCCUUCAUUGCCGUCACGGCCUACCACAGCGAGCAGAUCACUCAGCUGAAGAUCCAGAACAACCCCUUCGCUAAGGCCUUCCGAGAUGCUGACAUCGCUUCGAUCUUGCAAAAUUCUUACGUGCAUUCUGAGCCCAACGAAUCAACGAUUCCACCGACAUGCCGAGGCGGUUUGAUAUCAUCGAUGAAACCCUGGUCCCAAACAGUCUCAAUGGAAUGGCAGUCUUCCUCCGCCAACUCCCAGAACCAGUUGGACCCCAACGUGGCUGAGUAUUACCCUCCGCUGAACGACGCCCUCUACUGGCGAGGCGGACCCAUCAGAGUUCCCAAGUUCCCAGCCGCACCCUGGAGCUUUGACAGCGUGGCCGCCUUGCGCCCGUCUGGUACCUACGCUCACGCUGCAGACCGCAACGCUGAUGCUAUGAGACAGAGCCGGGGGCCUUCGCAGUACGGGUCACAUCCUGCUAUGACCUUUAAUACGUUGGGCAAAUCGCGGGUGACGUCAUCAGGGAGGCAUCGUCACAGCAUGGGGGAGCUUCAGGACGCCUUCCAGCCGGCCAAAGACGACCGAAGAUUGUCUCAUCCGGAGAUAAGUCUGGAGCGAGCUUCCACGUCCAAGCUGACGCUACCAACAGCGAGCGCUACCUCCAAGUUUUCCGAGUUCAGGCAGGCCGUGAGUGACAACCUGCACCCACUCCGCCGCGUCUCGUCUACCGCCGUGACCCGCGCAGUCAAGCGGCAUUCCCUGCCGUACUUUUCCUCGAAGAAAGUCGUCUACAUUCCGCGGUACGGGUCUGCGGAUAACGCCACCUUUGAGAAGUCCCACGACCAGCACGAGCUCGUCCCUAGACGGCAUUCCAUCGUGGAAGGUCUUCCGAAGUUUUUCAGGGCCUCCACCGGAAACCUACGCAGUAAAAUGGAGGCAGAGCAGCCAGCCAUUUGUGGUCCUCCUGUUGUCUUGUCGCCAACCAGCAAGAUGGCCGGGUUAGCCGCUUCGAGUGGCGACUGCAUGUCGGCGUCUACUUCAACCGUGGCCAGCGCUGAUACUACCGCCUGUGCCUCGUCAUCCAAGUAGGCUACGCUGCAGUUUGUUAUACUAAAAAGCUAAUUGACGAGCCAGAUUGUGUACAACCUGGCUGAGAUCUAGUGCCAAUAAAUCGCAAGUUAAAACCCCCAUAAAGAAGUUUUAGAGGUAAAUCACCAACAACAAUACAUUCCAACACCCAGAUGCGCAAGUUUAGGUAUUAAAUGUUUUACACAGGGCCGAAAAAUGAACGUAUAACACUCGACUCGCUUGACAAUCAUCUUUCUUUCUCUUGUCGUUUACUAAUGUGUCUAUAUACUUUCCUUUUUUAAUGAUAAUUUGCGCGGCAGUGUUUGUUUUAAAUAAUAGUAUCGAUACCCUCUUGUGAAAUUAAGACUGAUUAUAAUCAGACUGAGUGAUUAAUCUGUGUACAAAUGACAAUACCAUGCAAGUGUACAAUCAUGAUCGUUUUUGGUUCCGUUUUUUCCCCGGGUUUUUAUUUUGUUUUAUUUGUUUGGUUGGUUGUUACACCGAUGUAAUUUGCUUCGAAAUAGUUCAAAAUGUUGUUUUUGGGAGUGGAGUACGCGUCAGUUUGCAGAAUCAAAGAAUCCAGACUAGCUUAGUCUGUUUGGAGCACAAGAUUGUGUCACAAAGUGAUUUAUUUUACUUAACAUAAUGAAAACAUUUAUGAAAAUCAUAAUAUAUAGAACACUCCGACUUCUUUGAUAAUGUCGUACAUAUUAUAGUAACGCUACUGUAAUAAUACUAACAUUACAUGUUUUUAUCGGGGAUUGUUAAAAAGUGGAGAAAACUAUUUGAAACAAUAUUUAUUGUUUGUGGGCCUAAACUGAAUUCAGUAAAUGGAGUUUUUAAGAUGGGUUUAUUCUUUAGAUGACACAGUACUUCCUGUAUGUAUUUGUCGCUUGUGAAAUGGUCAUCAAAGUGUAUAAAGAUGUCGACACAAAAUAAAACAUACUCUAAUGAAAAAAAUAUAAUUAUAUGUUCUCAUUGCACUGUUAAAAUUUGAAUGAAAUUUCCCCGUUCACAUAAGAAAAAAAGAAUUAAAAAUUUAUAGUUAGAGUAAAUAAUAGUCAUGACGUAACGAUUGGUUAGGUAUUUGAUACAGUAUGAGCCUAUACACAAAGAAUAAUAAAAAGAUGAAUUAUGUCAACAUUAAGAUGGAUGAAAAUGCAAAAAUUACAAAAUAAAGUAUGCAGAAAGAUGAAUGUAACGUGGAUAAAGCUGUAACGGACUCGAUUUGCACAUGAUCAGCAAAUUAAAAUUGACCUGGCGAUUCGUGAUGGUUUGAUCAAGGCUCUUGAGUCUAAGUUGUGCGAGUUGUGACUUGGUUGUAAUGCGGCUCCAGUUUGGAGUCUCCGGAGCUUUUUGAAAAUGUCAACCGGGUGAAUCGAAAUUGGCAGCAGGAGUAAUAUGUAAUCACUUUGUGUACAUAAGUAAUAAUUAAGCAUAACGUACAAAGUAAAUGGCGCGAAGACAAGCAAACGGCGCCACAGCAAGAACAAAGGCAGACAUGCAGUUGCUUCGAAGAAGUUACAUAUUCAUAUAGUUGUUGGGAAAUGUUGGUUUGUGUACCGUGUUUUUGUUGUUAUAUAAUGUGAGGUGAAUGUGACAACAAUAUCAUGGAAGCUUGCUAAUGUCAUUCAUGAUUUGAGAUACAAUGAAGAAGGAAGAUAUAAAACAACAGGGAAAUAGUCUUUAUUCUCGUUUAAGUGUGUCCCAGCAACUGAGUUAUCAGAGGAAAAAAAUAUAUCAAUGUUUACGAUAACAAUAAUGUGUUUUGCGCAAUUUAUUUUCCUAAGAUCAAACACUGUCGAUGAAAAAAAAUAUGUGCCUUGUACGUACAUGAAUUAUAUACAAAUUCGUUACACACUUUUAGUAAAUGUCGAAGAGACGAAGCCUCAAGAAUGUCAAAAUAUCACCCGUCGCACAGCCUGCCAAAAGUAUCGUUUCGUAGCCACAGCUAAAGGGACAAA
This is a messenger RNA of Patiria miniata (bat star), 4550 nucleotides long. RefSeq lists its product as uncharacterized. The record is from RefSeq and is a predicted model, not a curated record. NCBI's taxonomy places the organism in Eukaryota, Metazoa, Echinodermata, Asteroidea, Valvatida, Asterinidae. Gene Ontology annotation, molecular function: DNA-binding transcription factor activity, RNA polymerase II-specific; RNA polymerase II cis-regulatory region sequence-specific DNA binding. Gene Ontology annotation, biological process: positive regulation of DNA-templated transcription; cell fate specification; regulation of transcription by RNA polymerase II. Gene Ontology annotation, cellular component: nucleus. The coding region runs from base 331 to 2607 and encodes 758 amino acids. The transcript has 5 exons.